Trematomus bernacchii (emerald rockcod) is the source of this 4076-nucleotide messenger RNA. RefSeq names its product synaptic vesicle membrane protein VAT-1 homolog. NCBI's taxonomy places the organism in Eukaryota, Metazoa, Chordata, Actinopteri, Perciformes, Nototheniidae. The transcript has 6 exons. The coding region runs from base 229 to 1509 and encodes 426 amino acids. Gene Ontology annotation, molecular function: oxidoreductase activity. The record is from RefSeq and is a predicted model, not a curated record.
UGAGCGCACACACAGGAGGAAACCCCGCAGAUAUUAACCAACUCAUUUUACAAACGACAGACCGUCUCCAGUGAAGUUGCUCUUUUAUGUCAGCUCUCCCCUCCAAUAACUGCAUUUACCGGGAACUGUUCAUCGCCAUUUAGUGAUAAUCUUCUUUAAAGAAACGCCCAAACAACCAGAACUAUCUAUCAGGACUGACAACCUGAAGUCGUGCUCAUCACAAGAGGCAUGAUGUCUGGCGAAGAGGCUCCAACUCUGCAGCCUGAGCAGGAGAAGCAGCCCGACGAGGAGCCUCCCCCGGCGGCCUCAGAGGCUCCGCAGCAGUCCGGGAGCAGCAGCCCUGCGGCGGCCGAGGAGAAGCCUCUCUCCAUCCGGGCUCUGGUCCUCACGGGCUACGGGGGCUAUGAUAAAGUGAAGCUGCAGGUGAAGACGCAGAAGCAGCAGCUGGCCGCGGGAGAAGUGUUGGUGCGCGUGAAGGCGUGCGGGCUGAACUUCGCGGAGCUGAUGGGCAAACAGGGUCUGUACGAGCUGCUGCCCCCCCCGCCCGUCACCCUGGGCAUGGAGGGCUCCGGGGUCAUCGAGGCGGUCGGGGAGGAUGUGAAAGACAGGAAGGUGGGGGAUCGGGUCAUCGUGUUGAUCCGCAGCGGCAUGUACCAGGAAGUGGUCGUUGUGGCCGCUGACAACACCUUCCCCAUGCCCGAGCAGAUGAGCUUUGAGGAGGGGGCUGCGCUGCCCGUCAACUACCUCACCGCCUACCUGAUGCUGUUCGAGUCGGCCAACCUUAAGCCAGGCAAGAGUGUCCUGGUCCAUAUGGCUGCAGGUGGUGUCGGUGUCGCUGUUACCCAGCUCUGUCAGACUGUGCCAGAUGUGACGGUUUUUGGCACGGCCUCAGCCUCCAAACAUGAGAUCAUUUCCCAAGGCGGCGUAACUCACCCCAUCGACUACCGCACCAAAGACUACGUGGAGGAAGUCCGCAAAAUCAGCCCCAAGGGAGUGGACAUCGUCCUGGACCCCCUCGGUGGUUCAGACACCCAGAAAGGCUUUAGUUUGUUGAAGCCUUUGGGCAUGCUUAUAGUCUUUGGCGCGGCCAAUUGUGUGACGGGCCAGAAGAAGAACCUGUUGGCCAUGGCGAAGACCUGGUACAACCAGCUGUCGCUCAGCGUGCUCAAACUGAUGCAGACCAACAAGGGCGUCUGCGGCUUCCACCUGGGCUACAUCCCCGAUGAGCAGCUGAUCACCCGCACCAUGGAGAAGCUGCUGGAGCUCUACAGCCAGGGCAAGAUCAAGCCCCGCAUCGACUCCUGCUACCACUUUGAGGAGGCUACUGAUGCCAUGAAGCGAAUGCACGAACGCCAAAACAUCGGGAAAGUCAUCCUUCUUCCUGAAGCGAAGAAAGAGGAAGAGGUGCCAAAGUCCAACCCUGAGCCGGUAGAAAAUGUGGAAAAAACUGAAGCUGCCGUCGACGAGAAGAAGGAAGAGACCACAGAGGAAGUUAAAGCCGAGGAUUGAGUAAGAGUGUCUAUUUGAGUGAUAUUUUCAAGCACUUCCUGAAUGCGAUCCCUAUUGUUCACUUGUCAAAAAGAGAAGAAAAAGCAGGAUGCCAUGAAUCCUUUGAUUUGUGUCAGUAUUUUCAAAUGUUUAUGAAGAUUUUGUUGUGCAAUAUGUCGAUAGUGUGGUAUCUAUGUUGGGAAAUGUGUGUUUAAAGAAAAAAUAAUAAAGUAUUGUUUUACAUUACAUAAGGAAAAAUGAAUUCUGCUAAAAAUGUAAGGGUGUGGCUGCAAAAACAAGGUCCCAUUGACAACAGCUUAGCAAUCCUUAACAAACCAGGGCCUGUAUGUAUGAAAUGGUCCUGAAAAUGGUCCCUAUAAAAGGAUAAGAAAUGUUUAAAUAAAACUCAGCUCUGUCUCAAGAAGCUGAAAAGAUUGCAUUAGGUUCCCAGUCAGGGAUCAGAUUACCAGUCAUGCAGUGUAGCCAACAUUACAUAUGCUUCACUGCACUGCAGCAUGCAAGAGUAGAGCUUAUCGGUGGAAAAAACUCCUACAUAUUACAGCUACUUUCUAUUCUACAUCAAAAAUAAAUGAGUUGUUGAAGAAGAUAAAACAGUAGGGAAAUAGCAUCAUUACAUCAUUCGUAGAAUUUUGACUAAUUUAAGAUAAAUAGACAUACAUACCUGCCCUGAUUCUGCCUUUUUUCUGCGUCAAACCUCAAAUCUGGCAAUGUGAUUCUAAUGAAAUCAGAGUAUCAGUUCUUGUAAUUCAUUGAAUCCUGUUACAAAUGAUUAAUCUAUAAGGAAUCUGUUCUAAAACUUGCCAACCUUCGCUUGUUCUCAGUUAUUUGUAGUGUAAGACUUGUUAGUAAAAGAUGGUUAUGAUGCGCUCAAAUGUCUUGUUGAUGGAGGUUGUUAAACAAUAGGUCAGUAUUGUAUUAUAGUUGAAAUUGUUAGGUGUUUCUCACAUAUUUGUGCCAAAUAUAAAGCCAGCUUUUACCACUGCCGUCAAGCCAACUGUGAAUAACAAUUAGCGGGACUUCCAUGCCUUGGCACUCGUUGCCUCUGGGUUUUCUUCCAACAAUGUCGUGCUGAACUUGAGAUUAAAUGUUUUGGCAGAGCCACGUUAAGGAAGGGUUUCCACCUUGAUGCAUUUUAGCUGCUUUCUCAAAUCCUACGUUGCCUGUUUAAAGUAAAAAAAAAUGGUGCCGUGUUUAUAAAAGAAGUUAUGAAAAAAAACAGAUGAUUCUUUGCUUUCAUGCGUUUUUGUUUUUCAGUGCUAUAUACAUAUUCAUUUAGCUCCUGCAGUAUAGUAAUGGAUUAUUAGGCGUCAUUCUUCUCAGUAAUCAUUUGUAAUGCUUGCAUAUCUGUUUCUUUGAGUGCAUAACCUCAAAUAGUGGGCUCAGUCAUUCAGAUGUUUUGUCCAGCUGUGGGUGUAAUACAAUGCUGUGACGCAGAAGACUCUACCGAAGCACAAGAGAAAGAGUUUUCCUCCCAUCCUCACCGAGCAGCUGCUCACAUUCCUCCCUCCACCCUCAGUCCUGCUCUCUGUCUCGCUCUGUGGCCAAACCUUCUCAAAACUCCCUCUUCACUCUGCUUUGAAAGACGCACUUGGAAACACAGAUAAUGCUUUAUGUUAUUUACAUCUGGGACAUUUGUUCUUUUGGCCACUUGGACAAGUAUUGUUAAUUUUGGCCAGGUUUCCUUCUCGUAGUAUGAUGUAAGAUCUGAUGUGGAGUUUGAGUGGGAACUGGAGUCGGCUCCUUUGACUAUGAGACGUUCAUCCUUUUGUUUAAAUCCAAGUGUGUAGAAUUUUCUUUUCAAUUUUUGUUGACAUGUUUCUCUACCCAUAACCCUGGUGUUUGCCUGCAUGGUAAAUGUUCAAAUGUAACUACUGAACCAAAUGGGAGAUGAGUCUAACUAAUGAGCAACCUGAGUCAAUUAGAGCUGUUCGUUAAAGAGAAAUUUGUGAUUUUAAAACAAGCUCUACUAAAUCCAGAAAAAGCCAGAAAAUCUAGCUACAAAACUACAUAGUGUCUAAAUAUAACCCUCAAAAGUAGUUGUCUAAAAUAUAAAAAAAUGUAAUGUUUCUCUUAAUAAUUUGACAAAUAAUAUACAUGAAUUGAUAUAGUGUUCACUCAUGCUGCGAGGGACAUCUAGUGGUGAAAUUGUGCCUUUUAAAUAACUCAUUAAAAUACUCUUCACAAUGUUGCCUAUGAACAAAAUGUACUGCAACCUGCCUUAGCAGCUAUAAAAUACUUAAACAUUUUUAUAGCUAUAAAAAAAUAGAUUGCUAAUCACAAAUCCAUUCAAAUAUUCUAGCACACUUCUUCAAAACGAUGUACAAAAAAAAAAUGCAUUAGAUUUGCCGCAUGAUAAAAAUGAUAAGGUUUUUUCUGUGUUCUUAGCCUUUAAUCUUUCUAUGUUGUUAUAGCUACAAUGGUUUGUCUCAAGAAGUAAAAUAUUUGAUUUGUUGAAGUUCAAAUUACGCAGCCUGUUUUUUUUAUACACACUUUAUGCACACUUGCCUUCUGUGUUAAAUGGCACUAACCUGUCUGUAUUAUUAAAAUGUUAUCGCAUGAUGUUCCAA